This is a messenger RNA of Phoenix dactylifera (date palm), 2188 nucleotides long. RefSeq lists its product as uncharacterized. Lineage: Eukaryota; Viridiplantae; Streptophyta; Magnoliopsida; Arecales; Arecaceae. Gene Ontology annotation, molecular function: nucleic acid binding; RNA-DNA hybrid ribonuclease activity. The record is from RefSeq and is a predicted model, not a curated record.
CUUCAUUUCAGAAACUGAAGUGCCGAAGAAUUGGCAACUAUCGGUUACUAUUAUUUUGGGCCUCGACGAUCAAGCCAAUCGCAUCCUUCGCGCAGAAAAAUAUUAAGUAUUUUGCGCGCUCUUGGCCGUCGGAUUGACGAUGGAACUUUGAGAGCCGGGCGUCCUGAUGAGUGAUGACGGAGUGGAGACGCACGUCCGUUCGGACCUGACGCCGCCUUCAUCUGUUCCAUUCCUCCUCGCCCUUGCCGUUGCCGAGCUCCCUCCGUCUUCCCCGAGCUCUCCUCCAUCCUCCCCUUGCCGACAUCAAUCCGCGACCUCCACGGCUUUCCGACCUCCAUCCCAAGCCCUUAUCGCCGUGCUUCGCUCCGAUCUCUGAGAAGCUCCGCUCCGCUCCUCUCCGUCUAUCGAUCCCCACCUCCGGCCAGCCCCCCCCCCUCCCGGAGCUCUCCUCCAUCCUCUCCGUGAGAGGAGGUCGGGGCUGGCGACUAGUCGUCCGGUUGCUAUUAGAGGUCCAACAUUUUGGACGUGCUUCCAACUGGUUCAGAUAGCUAGUGGAAACUCCGUGAUGAACUGCAUUUCGUAUGUAUCUUCUGCAGCUCUAUUUUCACAUGGGAGUCGUGUCAUCAUGAGAAGUUCUUUAUAUGGCUUUUCUAGUACAUCAUGGAAAAGCAGCAUACGGCAUGCUGGCAUUAAAGUACUUAAAUUAGAUUUCAUCUUGAUGGGAUUUCGUGUUCAGUGCUUCUCUGCUCGGCAUUCAAAGAGACUGCGAUUGCCAGAGGUGAAGCCGCAACCAUCAAUGGAGGAAGAAAGUAAUGCAUUCUACGUUGUUCGGAAAGGGGAUAUCAUUGGUCUCUACAAUAGUUUAAGUGAUUGUCAAGCUCAAGUUAGCUUAUUGGUAUCUGAUCCCUCUGUCAGUGUGUACAAAGGUUACUCUCUCCAUAAAGAAACAGAGGAGUAUCUCGCUUCUCGUGGACUGAAAAAUGCUUUAUACUCCAUGAAUGCAGCUGACUUGAAAGAUGAUCUGUUUGGAACCCUAACGCCUUGUCCUUUUCGGCAACCAGAUGGACUUGCCUCUUUAGUUGAUAAAACACCCAAAAAGAUGUCCUUUCAGAAAACGUCAAAGGAUAUGCUGAAUAACUUAGAUGCAGUUAGAUCUACAUCAACUGAACAAGCAAAUAAACCUCUCGAACUAGGGCAUUCUAAGGAGGCACAACCAAUUUCAUGUAAUUAUAUGUCUUGUGUUCUUAAGUUUGAUGGUGCUUCAAAAGGAAAUCCUGGAAAAGCUGGUGCUGGAGCAGUACUUCGAACUGAAGAUGGAACUGUGGUUUCUCGGCUUCGUGAAGGUUUGGGUGAUGCGACCUGCAAUGUUGCAGAAUACCGAGCCUUGAUCUUAGGAUUGAAAUAUGCUCUUAAGAAAGGAUUUAAGCAAAUUCAUGUGCAAGGUGACUCUAAACUUAUCUGUAUGCAGGUACAAGAUCUUUGGAAAACCAAGAACCAAAAUUUGGCUGACUUGUAUAAAGAGGUAAAAGAACUGAAGGACAUGUUCCUAUCAUUCAAGAUCGGCCAUGUCAAAAGGGAGUUCAAUUCUGAUGCUGAUACUCAAGCAAAACUAGCUGCCGAUCUUCCUAUUGGCAAAGUUUGCGAAGACCCUGGUGAACUUUUUUAUGUUCCUAUUGGCAAAGUCUGUGAAGAGCCUGACGAACUUCACUAAUUCUGAUUCUCAAGGCAGCUCUCUCCAUUUUGGUGUGUUUUUUCUGGGACUAAACAUCUAAGAUGCUGAAGCCUGAGAAUCUGCAUCAUUGAUGGCACUGUCAAAGAAAGAACAGAUGCCUGCUAGCAUUCUUACCUCUAUUUAUGGGGAGUGAAUACAGGUGUAUGUACAGCUGCUUCAAUUGUUACCAUUUGUUCUUUUUCUUUAUCCUUUUCCUCCUAAUACCGUCAAAUUCUUGUGCUAAUUUCAUGGCGAAGAAGGCAAAACAAAUGCCCGGUAAGUUGGGGACUAAAAUGAAUACAGUGAUCUAGCAAAUAUACAUUAUUUACUUAUUACAGGUUCUGUAAUACCAAGUUACCACUUUGAAGCAAUAUUAUUUCUAUGUAGUUGAAAACUGCAGUUCCAAUGUUAGAGAUGUAUCCUGGUAUAAUUACAACACAUCUAUUUUUGCGAUAUUUAUGCAGCAUUUUUUGCCAA